GCGGGAGGGGCGGGCCCGGCGGCGCCGGUCACGUUUCUGCCUGUAUGAAGUGGGUGCCGGGCUGGCGGCGGGGACCUGGGCGGCGGAAUGUAUUGAUGAUGCUUGAAAAGAUUGUGAUUAGUACAUUCAUUAAGGUGUGACUUCACGUCUCUACAAAGUGAACUUGGUUGGGAUCAUCUCAUACAGGUGUGUUCCCUAAGGCACGUUGUUCAUUCGUCUCUAAUACUUGAAGUCUUCUAUACUUAGAAUAAAUACAUCUCCAUAUUGAAGGAGUCGUCACAGUUGAUGUAUUCUAUGUAUACUGAUCAAAUUAGACUUCUGUCUGUGGAAAAGACCUUCUUGAGGUGCUUUACAUGGAUGAAGUCUUUAAGUUCUUUGGGAUUCCGUCAUGCCUAGUCACCUAUGCAUUGUUUCUGAAAAAUAAUAGAAAACCAGAAGAUGAGAUUUCACUGCUUCUAAUUCUACUCAAACUGAUAAAAUGCCUGGUUUGAAUGAAUUAUAUUUAGUUUCAGAUAAAAAUCCUUUUGGCUUGGAAUUAUAGAAAAGCUUAUCAUGAGAAUUGAAGUCGUUUACAAGGACUGUUUUUUUUGUAAUGUCUUCCUAAAUGCAUUAAGUAGAUGAAGCCAAUAUGAUACCAGAUUAAAAUGGUGGCGCUGCUGCUGUGAAUAUCCUCUUCCAACCUCGACUUAUUAAACCUUUUUUACUCUUUAUCUAUGACAAUGCCAUGAUGGAGGCCAUCAAACUAGAGAGGUGCUGUGUCACUUCAUCAACAGUCAGGCAAGACCUUGUGGCUAAUUUCUUGUAGAUCUUGAUUAGUGAAGGUAGAAACUUAACUCUAUUAAGGAAAUAUAGAUUACAGAUAGAUGAGUUAUUGUGGAGGAAUCAGAAUAAGUGUCUUUAAGCCAGGAUUUAACUAGUGCUGAAAGACAUUCCACAUUUUUAGUGUCCAAGCUAAAAAUUAUGAAAUCUGCAAGUAGCUCCAGUUAUGGGAAUUUCUAGCACUUCUCCUGCUCAGAAAUAGAGAAUUUAUAAUAAAUCCAGUUUUAUCAAUUUAUAGUAAAGACAGUAGCAAAAUAUUUGAAAAACAGAUGUACACAGAUUUGUAUAAUAGCCUGAGACUUGUAGAACUCACGUUGGCUUUGCAACGUCAUGCAGAAUGGAAUUUUAUGAAUAAAUUCUUCCUUAAGUCUGGCCAACACAAAUGUACUUUUAACAGUUGGUAGACGUGCAGCGUUUUAAAUUAAGGCAUGUUAACAUGGGCUGUCUUCCAAAAUGGUUACCUUGGGAUUUGAACACUUCCAAAUUUUUGUUCCAAACAUUCCUUCUGCAUAUUCAAAUGAAGCACUUAAAGUGAUGUAAUUGUUUGCCACACAAGUGUUGUUCUUCUGAACUUCAGAUUUAUAUUCUACUUUUUUUUUGUGUUACACGGCAGCAGCAUGUGCCAACAGACUUAGUUUCCUUGAUUUAAUGGAAGAGCUUUCAGAUUUCCUUUUUCAUGCUGAAAUUCCCAGUAGCUUGGGAAGCUGUUUUUAUUAGGAACAAUAAUAAUGUUGAUGGACCUUGUUAGUACAGACUCCUGAAUGUGAGGACACCCCACCCACCCCCUAUUUUUUUUUAAACUGUGGGUGAGUGAGCACUGGAACAGAUUGCUCAGAGGCUUUGGAAUCUCCAUCCUUGGAGAUGCUCAGAAAUCAUCUGGAGGUCAUCCUGGGCAGUCUGCUGUAGGUGACUGCCUGAACAGGGAGCUGAACAAGAUGACCUCAGCCAUUCUGUGAUUCUGUGAAUUGAGAUUUUGUAACUGCCUAGUAAACUCUUUAAUGCUCAUGCCAAGCCUACAGCAAUGUAAAAUAGUUUAGAUCAGGUGUUAAAAUGGUAUUUUACACAAAACUUCUUCAGCAUUUGGAGCUCCUAUUGACUACAUCAGGCGUUUUGCUCUGUUAUGUACUGGAGAGGCUGGCCCUUUGUUUCUGUGUCAGCCCAUGCAGACUGAGUACGUGCUAUGUAUGUACGUAGUAUGAUACCAUACUGACAGUGAAUUGGAAGGGUUAUUUUGCCUACCGUAGAAGGUGAUGUUACUUUAAAACGUUGUAAGAUCUUAUUUUAGAAUUUUAGUGUUCAAAAUGUAUAUGUGUGUCUGAUUUGUCUGCUGGAUGACAGUUUCAUGUUUAACCAACGUUUAUCUGCGUAGGCAUGGCAUAGCUGUGAGCAUCACUCUGGUAUCUAUUUGAAGAGGACACUGUUGGGGGGCCCAGGUAUUUCUUUUAUAUUUUGUAGUUAUAGAGGUGUCCGGACUCUCUAAUGGUCAAAGAUUUCCAGCAGAAGAGGAUGAGACAAGAAUUAAAUGCAUGUGGGAGCCUCUGGACCUAGGCACUUUGCUUUUGGUGCUAGCUGGGACGGAGCUUGAUAAACACUUCUACCACCUUUUAAUAGGAAAAACAGAUCCCUUGUGUAUUACUUUGGCCAAUCAAGGAGGCGAGUAGUAUUUUCUUCUGAAAAACUCAAAAUAAAUGUAAAAUGUCUGGAAAAACAGCAAUUAGGAGGAUUUGUGGGUCUGUGCUUCCAAACAGAAUUUGUGCAGAGAGAAAAUUCUGAGUAUGGCUUGAUUUGCUCUUGAUCUUGGCAGUGUUUCUCAUGAGUGUCCUGUGGACUCCAUCAAGUUCAGGUGGUUCAGUUCAAGCACGGAGGAGCAGAACCCUGAGCAACAACCUGCUAUCAGUGAAAACAUUUCUUGUUGUUCUCUUUAAAAGAGUAACAGAAAAUGAGUGACUAUUCUGGACUUGCAAAUAACCAUAGCCAGAUGAUUGCUGAAGAUUCAGAAAUUCAGACAAAGCCUGAACACUCUCAUGAAGUUCUUCAGGAAGAUAUUGAAAUGAGCAGUGGAUCCAGUGGAAAUGACUUUAGUGGAAAUGAUACGAAUGAAAACUACUCCAGUGGGCAUGAUUCUCAUGGCCAUGAAUCUGAUGAAAAUGGGAAAGAUUCAGCAAUGCUCAUGGAAUCUUCAGACUGCCACAAAAGUUCAAGCUCAAAUGCAUUUAGUUUGAUAAUUGCAAAUUCUGAACACAAUCAGUCUAGCAGUGGAUGCAGUAGUGAGCAGUCCACUAAAGCCAAAACACAAAAGGAAUUGCUGAAAACAUUACAAGAGCUGAAAGCUCACCUUCCUUCUGAAAAGAGAAUUAAAGGCAAAUCUAGUGUCCUAACGACGUUGAAAUAUGCUCUUAAGAGCAUUAAACAAGUUAAAGCCAAUGAAGAAUAUUACCAAUUGUUGAUGAUUAAUGAAUCCCAGCCUGCUGGACUCAAUGUGUCAUCUUACACUGUGGAAGAAGUUGAGACUAUAACCUCAGAAUACAUCAUGAAAAAUGCGGAUAUGUUUGCUGUAGCGGUUUCUUUGAUUACUGGGAAAAUUUUGUACAUCUCUGAUCAAGCUACUUCUAUCCUCCGCUGUAAGAGGGGCUAUUUUAAAAAUGCCAAAUUUGUGGAGUUCUUGGCACCACAGGAUGUCAGUGUGUUCUACACUUCUACUACCCCAUACAGAUUGCCAUCGUGGAAUAUUUGCAAUAGAGCCGAGUCUUCUACCCAGGAUUGCAUGGAAGAGAAGUCUUUUUUCUGUCGCAUCAGUGCGGGAAGAGAGCGUGAAAAUGAGAUCUGCUAUCACCCGUUUCGGAUGACUCCUUACCUUAUCAAAGUGCAAGAUCCAGAAAUAGCGGAGGACCAGCUCUGCUGCGUGUUGCUUGCAGAAAAAGUACAUUCUGGUUAUGAAGCGCCCAGAAUUCCUCCUGACAAAAGAAUUUUUACAACUACGCACACACCGACCUGUUUGUUCCAGGAUGUAGAUGAAAGAGCAGUACCUCUUUUGGGAUACCUACCUCAGGACUUAAUAGGAACGCCAGUCUUGGUGCAUCUUCACCCAAAUGACAGACCCUUAAUGCUAGCAAUUCACAAAAAAAUACUUCAGUACGGAGGACAGCCUUUUGACUAUUCACCAAUCCGGUUUUGCACUAGAAAUGGUGAUUACAUAACCAUGGACAGUAGCUGGUCCAGUUUCAUCAACCCUUGGAGUCGAAAAGUUUCAUUCAUUAUUGGAAGACACAAAGUUAGGACGGGUCCCUUAAAUGAAGACGUCUUUGCUGCUCCCAACUACACGGAGGACAGAAUCCUUCAUCCCAGUGUUCAGGAAAUCACUGAGCAAAUAUAUCGCCUAUUAUUGCAGCCUGUGCACAACAGUGGAUCCAGCGGCUAUGGAAGUCUAGGUAGCAAUGGUUCACAUGAGCACUUGAUGAGCGUGGCAUCCUCCAGUGACAGCGCAGGAAAUAAUAAUGAAGACGCACAUAAGGAUAAGCCAGAGGUUUGUCAAGAUGCCCGUAAAGUAAAAAAUAAAGGACAGCGAAUUUUCACUGACAAUAAAGCAAAACAGGAAUUUAAAAGAGAGCCUUUUGCAGAAAAGCAAAAUGGUCCUGGUGGUCAGGUGAAAGACGUAGUGGGAAAGGAUACUGCAGUAACAGCUGCUCCUAAAAAUGUGGUUACUGAAGAGCUGGCUUGGAAAGAUCAACCUGCAUAUUCCUACCAGCAGAUCAGCUGUUUGGACAGUGUCAUCAGGUAUUUGGAGAGCUGUAAUGUGCCUGGUACAGCAAAAAGAAAAUGUGAACCUUCAUCAAGUGCUGUGUCAAUGAAUUCUGGAGUUCAUGAACAAAAACCAGCUGAUAAUGUUAUACAGCCCUUGGCAGAUCCUGCUGUGUUGAAAGCAUCUGGUAAAUCAAAUGGUCCCCCAGUGGUUGGUGCUCACUUAACAUCUUUGGCUUUACCUGGCAAACCUGAAAGUGUCGUCUCUCUCACAAGUCAGUGCAGCUACAGUAGCACCAUUGUUCAUGUCGGAGACAAAAAAACGCAACCUGAAUUAGAAAUGAUAGAAGAUGGUCCAAGUGGAGCAGAACAUUUAGAUGGCCAACUUCUUGCCCCUCCAUCCAGCUCUACGCAUGCAAAUCAAGAAAAGGAGCCAUUUAAAAAACUGGGACUUACAAAGGAAGUCCUUGCAGUGCAUACACAAAAAGAGGAGCAGAGCUUUCUGAAUAAGUUUAAAGAAAUCAAGAGAUUUAAUAUUUUUCAGUCCCACUGCAAUUACUACUUGCAAGAUAAACCAAAAGGACGACCUGGUGAACGUGGUGGCCGUGGACAAAGAAAUGGCCCUUCUGGAGUGGAUCAGCCUUGGAAGAAAAGUGGAAAGAACAGGAAAUCGAAGCGCAUUAAACCACAGGAGUCUUCAGACAGUACAACUUCUGGAACUAAAUUCCCUCACCGGUUUCCUCUUCAAGGUUUAAAUACUACUGCUUGGUCACCAUCAGACACUUCACAAGCAAGCUACUCGACCGUGUCUUUUCCCACUGUUAUGCCUGCAUAUCCGCUUCCUGUUUUUCCUGCAGCAGGGACUGUGCCACCAGCUCCUGAGACUUCGCUCUCUGGUUUUAAUCAGUUGCCAGACUCUGGAAGUACUUGCCCCAUGCAGCCCCCCCAGUUCCCUGCACCCCUCAUGACACCAGUUGUAGCUCUCGUGCUCCCCAACUAUGUCUGCCCAGAGAUGAACAAUAACUUACCUCAAACGCUUUACCACAGCCAACCCAGCUUCCCUGCCCAUUCCACUUUCUCUUCACAGACAGUGUUUCCGACACAGCCACCGUUCGCCACACCCAACCCUUUCCCACAACAGGCGUUUUUUCCAACGCAGCCAUUCCAUUACAAUCCACCAGCAGAAAGUGAAAAGGUUCCUGUCACAGAGCCACGAAAUGAGCCAUCCCGUUCCUGCACUCCACAGUCAGUGGGUCCUCAGGACCAUGCUUCACCACCUCUGUUCCAGUCAAGGUGCAGUUCUCCUCUGAAUCUUCUACAGCUGGAGGAAACCACAAAAACCGCUGAGAGUGGAGCUCCUGCAGGUUUACAUGGAGCGUUAAGCGAGGAAGGAGCUAUAGGCAAAAUCAUGACGACCAAUAACUGUAGUGGAAAGGGGUCCUUGCCAGCUGAAUCUCCAAUGGAUGCUCAAAAUAGUGAUGCACUGUCCAUGUCUAGUGUCCUGCUUGACAUUUUACUUCAAGAAGAUGCAUGUUCAGGCACUGGUUCAGCUUCUUCAGGGAGCGGCGUGUCUGCAGCAGCCGAGUCUCUGGGGUCUGGAUCCAAUGGCUGUGGCAUGUCGGGAAGCAGAACAGGUAGUAGUGAAACUAGUCAUACCAGCAAAUACUUCGGGAGCAUUGAUUCUUCAGAAAAUCAUCAUAAAACCAAAAUGAAGGCAGAAAUGGAAGAAAGCGAGCACUUCAUUAAAUAUGUCCUUCAGGAUCCUAUAUGGCUUUUGAUGGCAAACACAGAUGACACCGUUAUGAUGACUUAUCAGAUACCUUCAAGAGAUUUGGAAACAGUUUUAAAAGAAGACAAGCAGAAAUUAAAGCAAAUGCAGAAACUACAGCCAAAAUUUACAGAAGAACAGAAAAGAGAGCUUAUUGAAGUUCAUCCAUGGAUCCAGCAAGGUGGAUUGCCAAAAACCGUUGCUAAUUCUGAAUGUAUUUUUUGUGAGGACAAUAUACAGAGCAAUUUUUAUACAUCGUAUGAUGAAGAAAUCCAUGAAAUGGACCUUAAUGAAAUGAUUGAAGACAGUGGGGAAAACAAUUUGGUUUCCCUGAGUCAAGUCAGUGAAGAACAAACGUAGCCUUUGAGGCUGUUUUUCAAAGCUGCUUCAAAACCACAGUGAUGAUCCAUAAAAGUUUUAAUCUUGUAUCCAGCAAGAUCGAUCCAGUUCAUAAAAACAAAUGUUUUUCUUACUCUAGAACUAGAGUCAUUUGUGAAUGAAUCUCUUUUUAAAUGGUGGCAAUCUCUUCCCAGUAAGGACAUUGUUGAAGAUGGUAUACCUUUUCUUUAGAAGAGAAAGACUCAUAUUUUGCACUUACAUGCCUCAAGUAUUUCUUUAUAAACUAUAGAAACUCUCAUUGAUGCCUAUUGUUUUUUGUAGAGUGGGUUAAUGAGUACUGAAAAUCCCCUUACGUACAUACGGUUCUUCAAAACUCCUUUUGGUAAUGAUUCAGCGCUAUCGAUUACUCUAGAAAUUUUGUUUAGUGGCUCUUUAGCAUUGUUCUUAAAACAUGAAGUGGUCCAGCAUAGAAGAAGAAAUAACCUUUGAGCAAAUCAAUUCACACUUGCCCUUCUCAUACCGGUUGAUCCCAUCCUCUUUGUUUCCUAUAGUUUUGAAUGUAGAAACCCUUUUUGUCUAAGAGAAAUGUUGAACUAAUUUUGUAAGAUGGGUUAGGCUUAACUAUUUACAUGAAUGUGUAAGAAAGUGUAGAUGAGCGCUGACAACUUUGUAGCCUUUUAUUUACAUGGACGCUGCAAUAUUAUGAACUGUUUGUUACCUUGAAGCAUCAUGUCUGACAAUUUAUACACAAGAAGUCUUUAUGCUUAAAGAUGUUCAAAGCUAAGACCACAGAGGAUGUCUGCGUGUGCUCCAGUGACUGUUAGACAAAGCUUGGUGGAACUUUACCCUUUAUUUCUGUCAGGAGGUUGGCCGUCUGUUUUUCCUGUGUGGCUAUAAACAAACAUCAGACCUGUACGUGGCAAGAGAGGAUUAGACGUUUCUUGUCAUUUGAAGAUAGUUCUUCUGAUAGAGAAGUGAUUUUGAGAAUAGCGUUGACUUUCGCUAUAUUUGUAUUGCAUAAUACAAAACUUUUUGUGGCUGGAAUCCUUUGGUGUCAAGGAUUUAAUUCUAAUGCCUCUGAGACUGUACUGACUUGAAUGUGUGUACGUUAUGUCCUUGUGCUGUUCACACACAUUGAAUGCGGAAGAGCAACUUUUAUAUUGGUUGGUUAAUGGGUCUUUAGUUGCAGUAUUGCAGGAUGUCAGCUGUAGGUCUUGGGGUGAAAAACAUACAGGGAAAUGAAAUUAACCUUGUCUUAAAAUAUUUUUCAUGGACAGCAUUUCCUUUUUUUAUGAUGAUAACAUUUAUAUUCAUUGAAAUCUAAGGUUAUUUUCAUUCUAUUAAAAUAUUUCUUUUUGCAUACAAAGAGGAUGUGAAGUCAGAUCUGACACCACCAAAAACUUGCAGAAGUGAUUGCUAUUUGCUUAGAGGAAGAAAUAAUUUGUAAUUUGUGUAAAGUAAUUAGGUAUUAAUUGGACAGAGAGGAAAUAUGCACUGGAGACAUGUUCUGCAGAUAGCGAAGUGUGUGAACUUGUACAACAAGUAGACUUGCACCUUAAAAAAUAAGUGUGCUAACGUAGUGUGAAACACUACCCAGCAAGAUCUGAUUCCUUGUCUUUAAGAGUUUAGCGAGGUCAAACUUAAAUAUAUGUAAAUAUAAAAUGAAUGAGAAAUUUUAAAAUGUUGGUGUUCGAGUCCGAUGUAUUAACUGUGUUAAUCAUAAAUGGAACAGUGCAGCUUUACCAACAUAUUAAAUAUAUUCCAUUUUUACAUGUACACACAAAUAGUUUCAAUUGGACCAGGGUUUGGGAAAAAGUAAAAGCUUUAUUUAAAAGGAGUGCAUCAUAAUUAUAUGAAUUAUUUUCAGGGACUUCUCAACCACUUUGAACUUCUUUGCUUUAGCAUGCUUUUUGUUCUGUUGGGGUUUUGGGUUUUUGGUUUGGUUUUUUUUUUUUUCGUUCUCAUUUCUUUUAUUUUUUAAUGACCAUCUUGUAACCAUAACUUAGUGAAAGGAAGAGAAAAGUAUAUUUAGAGCAUUUUGUGGAUGUGCUUACUUCUGGACUUAAUCUUGCAUCCUUAAAGUGUUUGCAUUUACAGGGUGGUAUUAAAAUAUUUUCCUGUAACUUUAAAUCUACAUGCCUCCAUUUAUAGAUAAGAUUCUGAAGCUGUAAUUUUUCCAAACUGUUGUAAGAUGAUUUAUUUGUGAUGACACUUUGUCAACAUGUCAACAAUGUUUUCUGUACACUGUGCAAUAUAUUUUGGUUUUGCCACUUGUGACUAAUUUUUAUGACUUUGCUUUUUAGAAAACUGGUAAAUAAAACAGAUAUAUUUUUAA
Cuculus canorus (common cuckoo) is the source of this 8999-nucleotide messenger RNA. It is a transcript of the gene PER2, whose product is annotated as period circadian regulator 2. The coding region runs from base 2759 to 6685 and encodes 1308 amino acids. NCBI's taxonomy places the organism in Eukaryota, Metazoa, Chordata, Aves, Cuculiformes, Cuculidae. The transcript is spliced from 26 exons. The record is from RefSeq and is a predicted model, not a curated record. Gene Ontology annotation, biological process: entrainment of circadian clock by photoperiod; circadian regulation of gene expression; negative regulation of transcription by RNA polymerase II. Gene Ontology annotation, cellular component: nucleus; cytoplasm. Gene Ontology annotation, molecular function: transcription cis-regulatory region binding; transcription corepressor binding.